Molecule: messenger RNA, 611 nt
Organism: Colletotrichum phormii
Lineage: Eukaryota; Fungi; Ascomycota; Sordariomycetes; Glomerellales; Glomerellaceae
Exons: 1
Coding region: 86-391 (101 amino acids)
Source: RefSeq, a predicted model, not a curated record
CACCAGCCGAGAAGGGCUGUACGAGCACUGGUGACACAUUGUGCGCGAAUACGCCAAACGAUCUCUCGCGUACGAGACAGACAAGAUGCCAGCUCUCCGAGGCCUCAUUGAGAAGUUCCAGCGCGUCAUGCAGGAUGUCGUUGGCGAAGAUACUGAUGGUAAAGACGAAUACCUGGCCGGACUCUGGCAGAACUAUUUGGUUGAAGGCCUUGCGUGGAAACCGCCGACGCCGGGAGACUUGGAGGGGUUCCUGAAAGCUACGAAACACCGGCGAAUCCUAAACAUUGGUGUGGACAGAAACGAAGACAGCGAAGCAUGGGACAAGAUCCUCGCUGAACGUAACCUCCUCGAAGACUGGCACCAGUCCGGCGGGUAUGUAGCUCCCACCUGAAGCUGGGCGCACCUACGCGGUCCAAUGUCCUAUCUAUAUUGUCGGCCCUGGGCACCGUUUAUCCCUUUCGUCGAGGUCAUGGAAGUCGACGUCGUGCCCGUCAACGCCAACGAACCGACGGGCCAGGUGUCUUCUGGUUUUGUCACGCUCGACGGGUACUUGGUUCGCGGCAUGCAGCUGGACAUCAUGUAUGGUAUCUACGAUGGCGGUGACGUCAAGG